Molecule: messenger RNA, 2617 nt
Organism: Xylaria bambusicola
Lineage: Eukaryota; Fungi; Ascomycota; Sordariomycetes; Xylariales; Xylariaceae
Product: glycoside hydrolase superfamily
Exons: 2
Coding region: 586-2388 (600 amino acids)
Source: RefSeq, a predicted model, not a curated record
CCUCGUGAAUCCGUAAAUAAUUGACUUAAUAGAUUGGCCAAUUGGCCCCGGGUCGAGACGUGUCUGCUGGGUUUAUAAAUGCGCUCCAGUGGGAUGGCAUCGCCAAGUUUGGCAUUUACCGGUUUACUGGGGAAUCGCGCCGUGCCGUCGGUACGAUUCUUCUCCGGCACUCCAAUUAUUUCCCCGCAGUCCUUCUCCGCUCCUAAUCAUUCAUUUUACAUGAGCAUAGGUUUGAACGAUAAUGCUAUAGCGCUGUCAUCGACUUGGGUGAAAAGGUACGAUCGAGAUCUUGACCCCAGCUCACGUCGGUGGGAAUUGCUAUUUCCCCGCCUCAUCAUGGUUAGGAAGAAUCAAGGCCGCUCUGAAUGGGUCUUGGGGAGGAAAUUACGCGAAGUAUAACUGGGCUAUUUAUUGCAGGUCAUAGGGAUAUGUAGAACACUGCUCUCCCCGUUUUCUUUCGUCCCUGCUCUUCUAUGAGAAUGUGAGCCGAGAAAAGUUGACAGAUAAUGAUAUAAUUGCUAUUGAGCAGCUCAGCUAGUAGAAAUUCCUGCUUCACAAGAUCAGUAGGCACGAGCUUUGCUUACUAUGGCGAUCUCAAGAAGCUUCCUCGUUACGGCAGUGGCGGGAAUGGUCGCCGCUCAGAACAAGACCACAGUCUCAAUAUCUGUGCCCUUGAACCUGAGCACGCGGGCCUUGGUACCAGAUGUGUAUGGAUAUUCGAUCGAGCCAGUGUGGCUAGAUUCCUAUAUCAACACCUCGCUAGCAAGCACACUACUAGGCCACAUCGUAAACGUCGCUGGCAAGGCGCCGCCGAUCCGCAUCGGCGGCAAUACAGCAGAUCAGACUUACCUAUACCCAUCCUCGCCACUACCGCUAACAAGAAACGACUCGGCAGCGAUUCCAGACGCGGCGACCGCCACGCGAUUCAAUAUCACGCCUCGCUGGUUCGACACCUGGGCAACAUACUUCCCGCCGGGCACGGAACUCAUCUACACGCUGAACCUCAGGGACAACUCCUCAAACUGGGCCAAUGCUGUAGCACAAGCCGCAGCCGCACGCGCGGCGCUCGGAGAUUCCCUCGUAGCCUUCGAGCUCGGCAACGAGAUCGACCACUUCAUCAACAAGGGAUGGCGAGAUGCCUCAUGGGGUGUCAAGGAAUACAUAGAGCAAUUCCGGAACCUGACGGGCCAGAUCACGGGGAGCGAAUGGUAUCAAUCUCUCGGCAACAACAACGUUCCAAGUUUCCAAGCCGCCGUGUUCGCCGACCCGCCCUUGGUCCCGGACCAGCACGACGAGAUCGACGACUUCAGCAUCGCGAACCUGACCGCGGCGGGCAUUGCCUCGCGACCACAGGAGAAGAAAAUCAUAUCGAGCUACGCGACUCACUUGUACCCGCAGUCGACCUGCGACACCGCGCGCUGGUAUCGCAUGCGUCUCGACCUACUCUCGGACCACGCCGUGCUAUGGAAGAACGUCAGUCAGUACAUUCCGCAGGUACAUGCUGCGGACGAAGCGGGCGCACCACUAGUUAUGGGCGAGACCAAUUCGGCGUCUUGCUCCGGGAAAUCGGGGAUCAGCGAUACAUUUGGGGCCGCGCUUUGGGGGGUUGAUUAUGUGCUCACGGCCGCAAGUAUCGGGUUCCGCAAGGUGUACUUCCACCUCGGCGCGCGGUCCGAGUACUCCUCCUUCACGCCGCUGCUGUACGAGCUGAAGAACGAGACGCUGGCGCCCGGCAUUAGAGCCGGCUGGUACGCACAUUACUUCCUCGCGAGAGUCGUUAGCCAUAACUGCGAGAGGCGGGCGGAGUUCCGCAUCGCGGCACUGCCGAGCGCGAACUCGAGUGAGUUGAGCGGAUUCGCGGUCUAUGACGGUGGUGUGCAACUCCGCAAACUCGUGCUGCUUGAUAUGGGUGUGUGGAACGGCACCGAGGGCCUCGCGAACCCGUCGACGCUGACUGCGACUGAUGGGACCAUGUUCAGCGAGGGCACACGGCCUGUUUCCUCAUUCGAGGUUGCCACACCUUGGACUGAAGGCGACGAGGUCAAAGUGGUCAGGCUCACGGGGCCGGGGACGAAUGCUAAGAGCAAUGUUACUGUUGCCGGCACCGUAUUCGAUGAUAGCACUGGAGAUCCCGUUGUAGGUGGCGAUGGCUCCGUACAGCUGGGUGAUGAAUACAGUGAGAUCGCUCAGGUCGGGGCUAAUGGGGUCCUGAGGCUUGAUGUGCAGAGAGCUGAGGGUGUGUUAUUGGAGAAGACUGUAGUUUGUGCUGAUGAGGGCGACGAUGACCGGAACAGCCCAACCCCAGGAACUUCUAAGACAUCCCGGGCGGAGAUGAAUUGGUUCAAUAUCCUUGCGGCCCUUAUCUGCAUAGUUGAAAUUCUAGCAUGAUAAUUCACAUAUCUCGACAUAUCUUUAUGUAUUCGAGGUUAAGUUUGAUUUGCAGUCAUUUCCAGGCGCAUCUCUUAGAUCCUCUAAUUACUUGGCCUAGACCCAGUGAGUAUAACUACCAGGCACACAUAAUUCAAGUAUAAAGAUUGUAACGGGCCUUCACACCUAAUUUGAUUUAUUAGCAUGUAUACGUUGUUAUGUCUGCCUAAUUCCAGAAAUCGGUGGGUUG